AUCCGCCCCCGCGAUGUAUGGUUCCGCGGCUCCUGGUACGCCGGCACCGUCGUCCGCCGCGAGGCGAAGAACACCAAUCGUUACGUAGUCGAGUACGACCAGCUCUACGCGGACGAAUCUGGGGAGAAGCUGCUGCAAGAAACCCUCGAUUGGGUUCAAUUGCGUCCGCCGCCGCCGCCUCCCGAGAAGAAGGUCCAGUUCAAGUUCGAAGACGAAGUGGAGGCCUUCUACAGCGACGGCUGGUGGGAAGGGGCUAUUAUUGCGGAGCACUCCGGCGGGAAAUUCGCGGUGUUCCUCAGAGGCUUUGACGAGCAGAUUGUGUUGGAAGAGAAAGAUUUGAGGUUGCCUGUUCAGUGGGUUCAAGGGAAGUGGGAGCCGCGAUUCGAAGAGAUGUGGCUAAACUCAAACUUUUCCAAGGAAGUGAUGAAGUUCACUCAAGGAAUGCAAGUCGAGGUGCUAACUGACGAAGACGGUUUGAAAGGUGCUUGGUUUGCUGCAACAAUUAUUGAACCUUCGGGUGAAGACAAGUACCUUAUUGAGUACUUGUCCCUGAGGAAUGAUGAUGAUACUGAGUUUCUCAGAGAAGUCAUUCGUGCUUGCAACAUAAGGCCUUGUCCGCCGGAGAUCAUUGUUGUGGAUGCAUUCAAGGUGUGGGAUGCAGUAGAUGCUUACUACAACGAGGGCUGGUGGGUUGGCGUGAUUGCAAAGGUCUUGAUCAACUCCAAUUACGAGGUUAACUUUAUAGAGUAUGAUGAGAAGACAACGUUCAAUCAGGCUGAUUUGAGGCCACAUCAGGACUGGCUAAACGGCAAAUGGGUUGUUCCUUAAGAUGUCUGAAUUUUAUGCUCUCAAUUCUAAAAACACUACUAGCAUUUGUUCUUGCAUGUGGUCUUUCUCUUUCGGUGUUGUCUGUUACCGUUGUGCAUCUGAUGGUGGGUGUCGGUGGUGGGGUUUGGUGGUGUUUUUUUUUUCCUU
This is a messenger RNA of Linum tenue, 975 nucleotides long. The record is from the annotation of a GenBank genome assembly. NCBI's taxonomy places the organism in Eukaryota, Viridiplantae, Streptophyta, Magnoliopsida, Malpighiales, Linaceae.